This is a messenger RNA of Alexandromys fortis (reed vole), 372 nucleotides long. RefSeq names its product KH domain containing 1 like (gene Khdc1l). Gene Ontology annotation, cellular component: cytoplasm. The transcript is spliced from 3 exons. The coding region runs from base 1 to 372 and encodes 123 amino acids. NCBI's taxonomy places the organism in Eukaryota, Metazoa, Chordata, Mammalia, Rodentia, Cricetidae. Gene Ontology annotation, molecular function: RNA binding. The record is from RefSeq and is a predicted model, not a curated record.
AUGCGAAUCAAUGGUGUUGACGGCCCGAAUGCCUGGUGGAGAUGUACUGAGAACUUCGAAUCCCCACUUGUACUCUUCAUAGAUUCGGACCAGGAGAACUGCAUAUUCGGCCAAAGAGGCUUAUACCUCAGGCGCAUUGAGGAACACACCAACACCUUUAUUCAACUGGAGCAGUGGUUUACAGCCUCCGGCCAGACUCGAGUCACUGUGGUUGGGCCCCCCCAAGUCAAGCAGUGGUUGGAAGAUAUGUUUCGGGGCAUAAGCAGCGAGAACCUUUACCUCCAUCUGCUAGGCCUUAGUAUGUUGUGGCAUGUCCAGGAACGGCCCCUGACCAGCGCUGACUUGGAGGACUAUUUCAGGAUGCAGUCGUAA